This is a messenger RNA of Aspergillus chevalieri, 1992 nucleotides long. Its product is annotated as putative pyruvate carboxylase. Lineage: Eukaryota; Fungi; Ascomycota; Eurotiomycetes; Eurotiales; Aspergillaceae. Bases 1 to 1992 code for a protein of 663 amino acids. Gene Ontology annotation, molecular function: ATP binding; metal ion binding. The transcript is spliced from 2 exons. The record is from RefSeq and is a predicted model, not a curated record.
AUGGCACCACAACGACCCAUAAAGCGACUUCUAGUCGCAAACAGAGGCGAAAUUGCCGUGCGCAUCAUCCAAGCGGCGCGGGAACUAUCCCCAUCAAUUGAAACAUUCGCACUCUAUACACCAGAUGACCGGUCCCACUGCCAAAUCGGGCGGCCGCAUCAUACGCUGGAGAUCCCCUCCGUCGCAACCUAUCUAGAUAUCGAUCUACUAGUUGAUCUAGUGAAACGGCAUUCCAUUGAUGCAGUGCAUCCGGGCUACGGGUUUCUCAGUGAAAGUGCGGAGUUCGUGCAGCGUAUGUGGCAGGAUGCCCGUGCGGUCGUCAUUGGGCCGGGAUGGGAGACACUUGCGAGGACGGGGGAUAAACUGCAGGCGAAGGAGUUGGCGGCGGAGUGUGGCGUGCCUGUUUUAAAGGCCCUUACAACACCUACGGCUGAUUUGAAUGAAAUCAGGUCGUUUGUGAAGCAGGUCGGGUUUCCUGUUAUGAUCAAGGCUGUUGAUGGAGGGGGCGGCCGAGGAAUUCGGCUGGUGUGGAAUGAUGGGGAGCUUGAUAAUGCCGUUGAUCGUGCGAUUGGAGAGUCUCCGUCACGAACAGUAUUUGUUGAAAAAGCUGCGGUGGAUGGCUUCCGUCAUGUCGAGGUGCAGGUGGUGGGUGAUGGAACAGGAAAUGCUCGGCAUCUCUGGGAGAGAGAUUGCAGUAUUCAACGUCGAUUCCAGAAGAUCGUCGAGUGUGCACCUGUGUUAUCAAAGAACAGAGAAUUUGUCAGCCGGGUGAUUGAUGCAGCAUUGAAGAUUGCAAAGACAAUCCACUACCAGUCACUUGGGACAUUUGAAUUCCUGGUAAAUGACCAACGGUCUGAGUUCUAUUUCCUCGAGAUCAACCCGCGACUUCAGGUUGAACACACUAUUACUGAGAGUAUCACCGGUGUCGACCUGGUGCAAACGCAGCUCCUAAUUGCCCAGGGCCACUCCCUCCAUCAACUUGGACUGGAUUAUGUCGACCUAAAAGACUUUCCUCCAAGGUCAUUUUCGAUCCAACUUCGACUAUGCGCGGAGGAUCCGAAUAACAACUUCUCUCUCGGGAUCGGAAAGAUUACGGAAUUCUUCGUCCCGAGUGGCCAUGGUACCCGGGUCGACACACAUGUUGACACAGGAUAUUCGCCAUUGAUCGUCGGCUCUAACUUCGAUAACCUCCUGGCAAAGAUCAUCGUUACAGCCUCGAGCUGGGAAGCAACCGUUCGGAAAGCACAACGCAUAUUGGCAGACACGAGGAUCGCAGGUGUCACUACAAACAUUAACCUCUUGCGGGGGAUUGUGGCUCACGGUGAUUUCAUGGCCGGGGCAAUUGACACACAAUGGCUGGGGUCGAAUCUAGGACAGACUCUCCAGCUGGGUGAGACGGUGUCUGCAUCCCUCCGGAAAGACAGUACACUGUCUUCACCUGGGAGCCAGGCCAUUUCUAUGCCAUCAUCAAACCUACUAUUCCGCAAAGGCGAUGCGUGGUCCAUCACGCUCGAACCUAUUCAGAAAGGAUCCUCCCAGAAAGGGCAAGAAACCCGACAUCACUUGCAACUAUCCCGUGUCCUGCGUAACGAAUUCCCGUUUUCACUUACGGCAGAGAUCGAAUAUACCACCCCAGCUCAAUCCGCUACACCGUACCGUAUGCAACUAGAAUCGACCUCGACCUCAGCGUCGGCCCUCGUCUCUUCGUCUCAUCGACGCGCGGAUCCCAGAAAUCCGGCGCAUAUCGCUCUCCCGCUGUCAGGCAAGUUGAUUGAAGUUCUUGUGUCAGAGGGAGACCACAUCGCAAAAGAUCAAGUUGUCGCUUUCCUAAAGCAGAUGAAAAUGGAGCUGGAAGUUCGCAGUCCGCGUGCUGGAACGGUGAAAUGGGCGUUUGAAAUGCAAGGGGACGAGGAAGACGUGGCCGAAGGGAUAUUGCUGGCGGAGUUAGAAGAGGCCGAAUGGGGACCUGUCGAUGUCCGGGGGAAGUUGUAG